AUGGUCCACGGAGACGCUGAGAUGAGAGCGCAGAAGCUGAAGCGACAGUCCGGAGUGCAGUACAAGUAUCGUGAGGAUUUUUUCGCGGCCGCAGACCACCCGAUUACCUCGCCGAGACGAGACGAGACAUUUGCGGACGCCGCUCGGUUGCACUUUUCCUCCCUGACUGUCGCCGAGAUGGUCAACGCCACAAAGGACCGGCUGGCCAAGCUGUUUGGCGCCGACAAGUAUGACGGCGACGACGACAUUCCGUCGAUAUCCAACGCCGACAUCUUUAUCGAGCGCGAGCCUACGGUUCAAGAGUUUUUUGCCGAGUUGACGCCCUCGCUGCACGACGUCGGUCGCUACAUUUACAAUCUGUUUCCCUUUAUCCACUGGAUCGGCAAGUACAACUUGCAAUGGUUUAUCGGAGAUUUCAUUGCCGGCACGACUGUUGGUGCCGUCGUCGUGCCCCAGGGCAUGGCGUAUGCCCAGCUGGCCCAGCUUGACGUCGAGUACGGCCUGUACUCUUCGUUUAUGGGCGUCUUGAUUUACUGGUUCUUUGCCACUUCCAAAGAUAUCACCAUCGGCCCCGUCGCCGUCAUGUCCCAGGUCACCGGCAACGUCGUCCUCAAGGCCCGCGACACCCUCCCCGAGGUCGAGGGCCACGUCAUUGCCUCGGCCCUCGCCAUCAUCACCGGCGCCAUCAUUGUCUUUCUCGGCCUCGCCCGGCUCGGCUGGCUCGUCGAGUUUAUCCCGCUGCCGGCCAUCUGCGCCUUCAUGACGGGCUCGGCCAUCAACAUUCUCUCCGGCCAGGUCUGCAAGCUCAUGGGCAUCAGCGGCAUCAACACCCGCGACGCGCCCUACAUGGUCAUCAUCAACACCCUCAAGGGUUUGCCGAGGACCAAGCUCGACGCCGCCCUCGGCCUGACGGCGCUGUUUAUGCUGUACCUCAUCCGCGGCACCUGCUCGUACAUGGCCAAGCGCCAGCCGCAGCGGGCCAAGAUGUAUUUCUUCAUCUCGACGCUGCGCACCGUCUUUGUCAUUCUGCUGUACACGGCCAUUAGCGCCGGCAUGAACGUGCACCACAAGAACAACCCGUCCAUCAGCAUCAUCAAGAACGUGCCCCGAGGCUUCAAGCACGCCGGGGUGCCCGAGGUCAACAUUGAAAUCAUCAAGGCGUUUGCCUCGGAGCUCCCGGCCGCCGUCAUUGUCAUGCUCAUCGAGCACAUUUCCAUUUCCAAGUCGUUUGGCCGCAUCAACAACUACGUCAUCGACCCGUCGCAGGAGCUCGUCGCCAUUGGCGUCACCAACCUGCUCGGACCGUUCCUCGGCGCGUACCCGGCCACGGGCUCCUUCUCUCGCACCGCCAUCAAGUCCAAGGCCGGCGUGCGGACGCCGUUUGCCGGUGUCAUCACCGCCGUUGUCGUGCUCCUGGCCCUCUACGCGCUGACGGCCGUCUUUUGGUACAUUCCCAACUCGGCCCUCGCCGCCGUCAUCAUCCACGCCGUGGGCGACGUCAUUACGCCGCCGCGCGUCGUCUACCAGUUCUGGCGCGUGUCGCCGCUCGAGGUGCCCAUCUUUUUCGCCGGCGUGCUCGUCACCAUUUUCAGCACCAUCGAGAACGGCAUCUACACGACCAUUGCCGUGUCGUUUGCCGUCGUCAUCUGGCGCAUGUUUCUCAGCCGCGGCCGGCUGCUGGGCCUCGCGCGCAUCCGCACCGUCAAGGCGACGACCAACGGCAAGCUGGGGCCGGGCGCCAGCGACGAGGCCAUUACCGAGGAGUCGGACCUGUCGGUGCGCACCGGGUUCCUGCCGCUCGACCACGAGGACGGCUCCAACCCGCGCGUCGUCGUGCAGAGCCCGUACCCUGGCGUUUUUAUUUAUCGCUUCGCCGAGGGCUUCAACUACCCCAACUCGUCGCGGUACCUGACGCACCUGACGGACGUUAUUUUCCGGGAGACGCGGCGGACGGACCCGGCGACCCUGGGCAAGCUCGGUGACCGGCCCUGGAACUACGUGGGCCCUCGCAACCAAAAGGACCUCGACCUCGACACGCGGCCGACGCUCAAGGCCAUCAUCCUCGACUUUUCGUCGGUCAACAACAUUGACGUGACGGCGGCGCAGGCGCUCAUCGACGUGCGCAACCAGCUGGACCGGUACGCGGCGCCCGACACGGUCAACUGGCACUUUGCCAACAUUGAGAACCGGUGGACCAAGCGGGCGCUGGCGGCGGCGGGCUUCGGGUUCCGCACGCCCAAGCCGCGGCCGGGCGAGGCCACGGGCCACUGGAAGCGCAUCUUUAGCAUCGCGGACCUGUACCGCGCCGACACCGAGGAGACGGCCGCCGCGCUCGAGGGCAAGGCGGCGGGCGACGGGGCCGUCGUCUACGACGUCGAGGAGCAGGACCCGGCGUCGGACAUUUCGCGCGCGUCGGACAAGGACGUGCCGCGCGACCCGGGCAGCGCGCGGCUGGUGGCCGUGCAGGGCCUCAACAGGCCGUUUUUCCACUUUGACCUCCAGGAGGCGGUCGACGCGGCGCUCUUGCAUGUGGGCGAGCGCGAGGACUGA
Messenger RNA from Purpureocillium lilacinum, 2550 nucleotides. Its product is annotated as sulfate permease 2. Gene Ontology annotation, biological process: transmembrane transport. The record is from RefSeq and is a predicted model, not a curated record. Gene Ontology annotation, cellular component: plasma membrane. Gene Ontology annotation, molecular function: secondary active sulfate transmembrane transporter activity. Lineage: Eukaryota; Fungi; Ascomycota; Sordariomycetes; Hypocreales; Ophiocordycipitaceae.